AUGAGCACGUGCACCGCAAUCGCUCUUUUCGCCAUUAUUGCAGUCUCUUCAGGAUUUGCAUUCGAUGACGAACAUAGUGCAGAUGUGGCCAAGGAACGAUUCGCACGAAGUCCUGACCAGAGGCAAAAGUUUGCAUUUGCUUUCGCAAAGAGGAGUGAAGACGAACCAGAAGCGAAACAGCGAUUCGCACGUGAUCUUGAAAAUGCUAAGAAGUUUGCGUUUGCUUUUGCUAAAAGGGGCAUAGAUUUGAGCGAUGAAGAGAGUGCGUUGCGAUUUGCUCGUGAUUUGGAUAGCAACAGAAGAUUCGCUUUUGCCUUUGCGAAACGUAUGGCAGAUGAUGGUCAACUACUGCGAUUUGCGAGAGCGAGUUUCGCCUAG
Molecule: messenger RNA, 378 nt
Organism: Cylicocyclus nassatus
Lineage: Eukaryota; Metazoa; Nematoda; Chromadorea; Rhabditida; Strongylidae
Source: the annotation of a GenBank genome assembly